Molecule: messenger RNA, 7968 nt
Organism: Ailuropoda melanoleuca (giant panda)
Lineage: Eukaryota; Metazoa; Chordata; Mammalia; Carnivora; Ursidae
Gene: TMEM170B
Product: transmembrane protein 170B
Exons: 3
Coding region: 15-413 (132 amino acids)
Biological process (GO): negative regulation of canonical Wnt signaling pathway
Cellular component (GO): plasma membrane
Source: RefSeq, a predicted model, not a curated record
CCCCCCCGGGGAAGAUGAAGGCGGAGGGGGGCGACCACUCCAUGAUCAACCUGUCGGUGCAGCAGGUCCUGAGCCUCUGGGCCCACGGGACGGUGCUGAGGAACCUCACGGAGAUGUGGUACUGGAUCUUUCUGUGGGCUCUCUUCUCCUCUCUGUUUGUCCACGGUGCUGCGGGCGUGUUAAUGUUUGUGACGCUGCAGAGACAUAGGCAGGGGAGAGUGAUCUCGCUCGUCGCAGUCAGCAUCGGAUUUCUGGCUUCCGUAACUGGAGCAAUGGUUACUAGCGCAGCAGUCGCGGGCAUCUACCGGGUCGCAGGGAAGAACAUGGCCCCUUUGGAGGCGCUGGUGUGGGGCGUGGGACAGACUGUAUUGACAUUAAUCAUCUCCUUCUCAAGGAUCCUCGCCACACUCUGAGCUUUCGGUGGGAAUGUCUUACUUCACAUAAGGAAACAGAUGUACAGAUUGUCAGAACACGGCGCUGUGAAGGAGCGGCAAUGAAAUCGAGGAGAAUGUGGAAGGAGCAGGUCGCUGCAGAAGGCCUGAGCUGUGUGCAAAGAUCGCCCUCUGGUGUCCAAGUGAUUGCACUACCGCACUGCACCUUACGUGCCUCCGUCCCAGGCCAGGCGCAUCACACUACGGGAAGCUACUCGAAGAAGCACCUUGUUUAGCUGCCAAUCAGGUUAACAUUGGUGUUGACUCAUUGUUCUUAACAGUGUUGUGUUGAGUUACAGGGACGUUUGGAGGAAUUGAUAUAUGUGCCAAACUCUUCUCUUUUUUUUAACAUUGAUCAUGUGACAAUUUGCAAGUGCAGAUGUAGAUGAGUGCUGUGAACCAUAUUUGACAUGAAUUCAGGUAACUAGUGCGAUUUUUGUUCCGUGACGCUAAAUCCCGUAUGAGUGCUGAACACUGAAUCAUUUAAUAUGAGGUAAACUAUUUGGUUUUUAAUGUUGAACGUUUCUGGGAUUUAGGGCUUUAAUAUGUUUAGGCAUUAUUGUUAUUUACUUUAAUUUAUGUGGAAAAUAAUAUGUAAUGGAAAACUAGCUAAACUCUUUCAAGGACUCAAAGUAGACCCGUAGGGUGCAUCCUUUCCACUCACUUAAAUAACACUCUUUUAAUAGUUUCCCUCCUAAGUAACUAUUCUAUUGACAUGAAUUCAAAAACUUCAUGGGUCACACGCAUUGACUGUAGUUUGUGUGUCAUAAAAAUAUAAUUUGAAAAUUUUCUUAUAAACUUUGUAAGAAAAGAAGUCUGAAAUGCAUGUUGCAUUCUUUGACCCUUCUAAAGAAAGUUUUUGCCAUGUAUCUCAUGGAGAAAACAUCUUUAUAACUAGUAUCUCGGUGGGAUUAUAUUACUUGUUGCAUAUAUCUUGAUUUUUGACAAAACAAACAGUCUUUCAUUCUGGAGUAUUACCUAUAUUCAAAGAGUGGCCUAAAUUAGGCCGUGAAAACAAAGAGCCUCAUUUGUAGAUAAGUAGCAAGUAAGGUAUAUAAGAAGAGUAAUAAACUAUCUUACACUGGGCAUGCAGUAACAUAAUUUUGCUAAGUAAAAAUUGGGGAAUAUAAUAAAUAAUUUAAAAAUUUGGCAGUUAACCUCAGCAUAUCGGUACAGUACCAAACAUACAUUACAGUGACUCCGUUGUUCGGUUCUUGAUUUGUGCAGUUAACUUUCCUAGAAUCAGUGACGACAUUUAUUAGAAUGAAAAGGUCCUUAGUAAUACAACAUUUUAAGAGGUUUUGGCAAGAUGCAGUUGUUUCUAAGAGUCCAAGAGUAAGGGAAACAGAACCUGGUUGAAUUUGUCUCCUACUGAGAUCGUUUUAAAUACCAGGUCCUCUUAUAAAUGUGCUAACUCAAAAAGCCACUGCAGAAAAUAUGAAGUUAAGGGCAAUCUCAAAAAUAAUCUGCAUACUCUAGCCUCACUGUUUUAUAACCCGAUUUGGUAAAAAGUACGUUUCUGUUAGGUCCCAUUCAAAUUUAAGACCUUCAUUACCCACACCACUUUUUCUCCACUGAAAAGCAGAAUGUGUAUCAAUGACUUAACAAUAGGGGGUUGGGCAUACUUUUACCAGAAUGGAAGCCAAUUUGGGGGGUUUUCUAAUGCUGUGGCUUGGAAAUCUGUUUUUAAAGAAACCAGUAAGCAAAUAUGCAUCCCUAGAGAUCUUUGAAGUAAUCUUAAAAUCAAUUCUUUUUAAUAUGUACAAGCCUAAAAUUAUUUUCAUGUGUUCUUUAUGUUCCUGAUGUUUUCCCAAAUUAAAUUUAGGCACAAAUUUUCCAAGUCAAUUUGAUUUCUCCUUUUCUUUUAGACUUGAAUUGUGUUCUUCCUUUACUUUGGCUCUUCUGUUGGUUAUUUUCAAGUCUUCGUAUUCUUUGAGAGGAGUUACCAAUAAUGUGUUCACAUUGUUUCAGAUCUAUGAUAUGAAUAUUUAGGUUAACAUAUGGUUGUUUCACGACUUAAGAAAGUUAUCAUGAUAAGGGAAUACGGAGCACAUGGUUUAGAAUCCAAAAUUAGCCAGAAAAUAACCUGGACACAUUAAAUCCAUCGAUGUGUAGACCAAAGAGAUUUCAACUCCUGUUUUUACUCUAAGAAUGGAAGUAUAAUUGGACGGUUAAUAAUUAGUCUAUGGAGUGUCCUGCAGCUAUCCCCACCAGGUUGCUUUACACUAUCAAUUGUGUCUGUGUGUGUACUUUUAACCAUUGGGGGAAUUGUUGGUUUCUUUGCUGUUUUCAGUUCUUUCCAUUGGGAUUUUGUGCAAAUGUCACUCUCUUGAUGUUUUGAAAUGCAGUUGAAUAGUGUGAAUUGAUGAAAUUGUCUUAAUAGCUAUUUCUAUGCCGAGAUUUUUUUUUUUUUAGAUCAGUGGUUUUCCUACAGAGACAACUAAUGCUUAAUGAUAUAUAUCCACACACAUAUAUAUCAUUAUAUACAUAUAUGUAAAGCUGCUAUAUAUGAAUAUAGUCUAAUUGGAAAGCUUUUGUUCAGUGAACACUUUCAUGUUCUAGUAGAGAAUUUUAUAUAUUUGUUCAGUUGAAUGAGCUUUUAAAUAAGUAAGGAUGUUUGAGAUUUUUGAACUUGGAAACAUUUUUCUUGGUUAAUUAGUGCUGGAGACCCUUGUUUGUGAUGUGACAAAAGCCCUUAUUGGUGUAUUUGGGUUACACCAUCUUAAAAUUUUAUAUGUGAUUUAGCAGUAAACUUUCUUCGUGAUAAAUGCAGGAAGGAAGGGGGAAAUCCUUUAGAGUUUACACUCCUUUAUUUAAAAAAAAAUGUUUACUAAAGUACUACUCAUGGUGAAAUCAGUUCCCCAAAGAAGAGAUCUAUGCCAAUAUGCACAAACUAAUUAUUAUUUAACAUACUAAUUAGAACUGUCCAUAGAUCAGAAUCAAUCACGGGGGCCAUCAAAGCUACAAGCAAUACGUAAAACUUUUAAAUGAAGGAGGUGCCAGUGAUCUUCCCCAUGGGAUGAGUCCACUGGUUGCCUAGAAUGAGGACAUUUCUAAAUGAUAGCUCUAUUCAGUGCACGCCGUUUAAUCAUUCUCACUUUAGAUCUCAGUGUAUAGUAAAUAGUUUUAUAGUUUGUUACCCAAUGUACUUUCUUAGUAUUUGCAAUGUACAUUUCCAUUGCCCAAAAAAGCAUAAGGGUUUUGUUUGUACUUUAAGUGAGAAAUAAGGAAAUGAGCUGCCCCGUAUAUCAUGCAUCUGUGAUAUAAGGAACCGGGGAUAAGUUAAAGUCAAAGAGUGUUGUUGAAAAGGACUUUAAAGAUCUAAUUAAGACACAAACAGUGUGUUACUGUGGCCAAGCCAGCACUUCCAUGCCAACUAAUUCAGUCUUGUAAGCAUGUUUGGUGGCUCUGCUGUUUUCAAAGUGCUGUACUGAGUAUUUCUAUAGUAAGUACAAGGAUGACCGAGAGGGGAUCCCUGCCCUUGAGUCCAUCGAGAGCUAGCAAGGUGAUUGAUUGUACACCCUAAAAAGAUUGGGACAUUUUACUUCCCAAUUCUGUUUGAGAGUUGAAGUCCUAUUCCCCCUGCCCCCAAAUUCUGGUUUUCCCGUUUUAUCCACCAAAAGAACUUUCUGUAACUGAGAUAUCAUCACUGUGACAGAGUGGAUGGAGCACUAGACUCUAAGCCCACCCCAUCAACUCAAAGCCAGGGCUUGUCGACGUCUUGUGGAUGAGCGCAGAGCAGUACAUGUUUGGCAGCAGGUGGUCAAGAAGAGAGUCAUUAGAAUGGUUUUAAUGACAUUUUUAACAGCAAUUGAAUGGGUUGUUUUGUAAAAUUCAUCUAUUUUCUUCCAUUUCCACAUGUUCCCCUACAUAUAUUUUAGGAAGGAAACUGAAAAAUGUCUCUUAUAAUCUUGCUUCCUUUACCUCCUCUCCACCUCUUUAUUUCAAAAAUGAGCAGAUUCUCCAAGACCACUUGUGGGGGUUGGUGGCGGUUGGUGGCGGUGGAGAUGGCUGGGGCAAGCAGGGUUAAAUUUCUGUUUAUCCCUAGUUAAACUAGAGCGUAGCCAGCACUGACUUCUCUGCCUUUGCCUUACCCUGCUCGCUUCCCUUGGAUCAUUCAGCCAACAUCCAUUGAAUGUCUACCACAUGCAACCUAACUGUCCUCAUUUUAGGGAUGGGAAAGGGUGUCCUCUGUAUCCUCCUCUCCUCCACCACCCUGGGCUGCGGGCUUCAGGCAUCCUGUCAGUUCUGCAGGAAAUAGAACCGGGCUUCAGUGCCUACCGCGUCCUUCCUCCCAUGGACCAAAGGUGCUUACGCCCUACUCGUUUGUCUCUAACUGCGAGGAGAUACUGUUACUUUUGACUUACGUCCAGGUUAUAAUUCACAAAGUCACAAGAUGCUAAGGAUAUUUUUUCUGAAAUAUUCUCGAACUACUUCACUCUUGCUAUUAAAUUUUUUCUCUCUCAGAACGUCUUAAUCAGAAUCUCUUCAAAGAGUCCUUACUUGUCUGUAAGAUGUGAAGACCAUGGGACGUCAGGAAGAAAUUCUGGUAGACCUAGAUGGAGAGAAGCUGGGCACCGCUUGCUGGGUCGCUGUGUAAAUUGCUGUUCCUUUCAAUAAUCAGGGGUGAGAAUCUCAGUGUUAAAAAUGGGCUAGUGAUCCGAUCAGUUGGCUCAUAAUUUCUCUUAACUCCUAGUCCUUUUUAUAACAGCUUGAGGGGACACUCUUCAGGUGCAAAACGACAAUUAUUUCAUUAAAGAUGAUAAGGUUUUUCAAACAUGCGGUAGCGUUUUGUAGCAGCGGGCAGUUUAAAGGCGGGAAGAAGGGCUGGAGGGAAGGGCCCGCCAGCUGGGGCGGUGUGAGAAGUCCCCUGGGUGAUGGGAACACAGCUGCCCCCUGGUGGUAGAUCCGUAAACUACACUGUGUGAGGAUGUCUGUGGCAAGAUUACAACGCGCUGUGUCUUGUGAGACUAAAUGGAGCAUUUGCAAUCCUAUUACGUGUGUGUGUGUGUGUGUGUGUGUGGUGAUGGGUGUGCUCUUCUCACAGAAGGACCUCUGUUCAGUGUAGACAGUACAGUGUGUUUGAGGAGGCUGCUAAAGUUAUCUGAAAACGUAUCUGUGAAUUUGGGGAAGCAGUGGUUAAUAUGUAUUUUCAGUAAAUGUGGCAAUGAAUGCAGCAGCGAAUACUUUGUUAAAUUGAUGGAGGCACCCACAUUUCUGAAUGAACUGAGCUCUGAACUGUAAGGGUCUCCUCUUGAGUUUAGAGGACUUGGCUUUGCAUUCAUUGCGCAUAUGUUGAACUUACAUAAUGACCCUUUGUUGGUUUCAAGAACUAAUUUUGCAGUUUCAUAAAAAUCUCCCUCUUCCUUCCAUACUGAUGUCAUAUGUUCUAGUUUAAACAUAUGUACAGUUUGUUGAUAGACUCAGAAGUGCUGGUUUAGAAGAAAAUGUUUUUAACACCUUAUGGUUAUGCAGCUAUAAUCUUACUGAAAAAUAAAUGCUACAGGUAAGCCAAGAGAGCAUGAACUUCUUACAUAUUUUUUGGAUUAUACACUGCACCCAUAACAAUCUCCCCUCAGUGGGAAUGUGACUGCCCCCUCUUUGGGAAUGUAUUUAGGUAUGUAACUGAAACUGGAAAGCAGUGUAAUAUAAAUAUAUAGAAAGAGGAACUAUCAUUCAUAAUUACUGUAACUAGCACUUUUUCUCCUAAAUACGUACUGAUCAUUUCCAAAGCUCAUCUCUUGUUUUAGAGCCUGUAUAAAUGAAUGCUAACUGGACAGUACUACUGAUGAUGAGAAAUUUCUCUUGUUUUUAAACUAAAAUAUUUGCACAUCAUCACUAAGUAUCUUGGGGGAAGGAACGUUUUAAAGUUUUCUCCAUGGAGAGUGAAAUAGAGGCACUUGUUUGAAAAGUAAUUAAAAAUGAUUUACUUUCAAAGUUGGGUGAGUUGAUGGUCUAAUUGUUGACACUUUCUUGGUAUUUGUGAUAUCAGAUGCAUUUAUGGUGGAGAAAUUUUUACGGUUUCAACCCUCUGCUCAAUACACACACACACGAGCUAUACACAUUUAGAUAAACAAGUAAAAUUCCACAGUAUUUUUCAUUUAGUACUAUAACUUGCUAAAAUUCCUAGGAUUCUACCAUGAAGUAUUAAUCCCUGACUCUAGUCAUCUGAGGACAAAUGCAUCAACUUCAAGUUAACCAACAAAAAUGGCUUGAUUUAAAUAGCAAAAAUAUAGUUUACCCGAUAGGUAUUAAAAAUUCACUUUCAAAUUGUGUUAAUUCUCAGAUCACUGAUGAAUCAUUUAGUAAAACACAGUAGUUUUUAAAAGCUAAAUGAUGCCUUAGUGCCUUGGAAGUUAAGAUACUUUUGCAAAGUGAAUUUGGCAGGAUUCAAGAUUGGCGCACUCGUCACUGGGGAUUUAGAGUUUAGGGAUGGUAUAACUGAAUUAACUCCUUAUGGUGAAUAAAAAUCAGCCAUUUUGCCAUUGACUCUGACAGAUGACAACUACUUUCCUUACAUUUUCAUGAUGCGGUAUUUGUCUUUAAUUUUUUUUCUUUUUAGAAGUAAGUUUGAAAUGGAGAAAAAUGUAGUCAAGACAAUUACAUGUGGGAUUUUAAAAUUUAGUUUUCUCGUAAACUAGAAACUCUAGUGUGAACAGUGUUAGUGUUGUUAUAUCGUCGUACAAGGGCGGAAACUUUAUGUAAACUUUAGGAAUAUGUUUACCAUCAGGGAUUAAUUUUUACUAUAGAAAUACUUAAUGUACUGUGAAGUUUAAAGACAGGAAGGAUAAAUGUCGGACGGGGUCAUGCACAAAAGCAAAGGUAUAUGUGAUGAGGAACCCUGCAUUAUGUGAACACAAUCCCCCCCUUCUGUUAAGACUAUAAACUACACUGUAUGAGUAUGUGACUGCAUGUUUACAUAAUAGUUUAAUUUUAAAGGAUUAUUUUAAAAACUAUGUUUAUGUAUAAUACCUAACGAGCUGUAAAUAUUGUAUACUAUUGAUUUUUAAUUUUAUAUAAGCGAUUUUUUUAUUUCCCAAUUCAUGUACAAAUCUCAUUGUGUAUAUAGCAUAAUUUCCUGGAGAACACAGAUUUUGCAGUGAGCUUUAUUUUAAUCGUGGUAAGCAUCAGGCUAGCCUUCGGGAUGUUGGUCUUUAUUUUAAAUUAUUUUCCACCACUCAUUUUCUUCGAAGGGCAGCAAUAAACAUAUGCAAGUUAUUUUUGACUCUAGAAAGUUGGUGUGCAAACACAAGAUCUAGGUUCCAAUUCAUUGCUUUAAAGAAAAGAUGCACAAUUAAUAUCAUCCACUGUCUAAUCACAGGACCGUUUCUGAGGUCCUUGUGUCUCUCCUCUUUGUAAUAUACAGGGUGAACUCUUUACUGAUACACACAGGACAACUGUUAAAAGUGAAUCCAGCACCUAAAUGUCAUUACACAGAAUUUAUUGGAUUAAAAAUUUGUAAUAUACAGUAUUUUAAUAAAAUUUCUGUAUUCAAUUUCAUGCACUUAUAUAUAAAUAAACCUGUCUUUAAAAGCUU